AUUUGCAUCUUUAGCUUGCAGUUUCCCGAAACGCACAGCAAGUGAUGUCGUCCACUUUGAACAAGCAAAAAAUGAAGCCUCCAUGUAAGCUGCCACCGCAGCUUUUUCACAACCAUCGUCAAAUGGCGCUACGGAAUGUAACUGUUGCAGUCGCAUCUGCCUUAUUUGUCGCGUUCACAUUCAAUUUGCUGCACAACAAGCCGAAAAAAAAGAAGUAUCGCAAUUUUUAUAGCAACUAUGAUGCAGAGAAGUCCUUCAUGCGUAUGGCAGAAGGCGGCUACCUUCACUCAUGUCCGCCUUGUUCGUUAAAGAGUGGUGAAGAUGACGACGAUGAUGGCAAACAGAAGAAGAAAAAGUAGUUUGGAAA
Rhagoletis pomonella (apple maggot) is the source of this 367-nucleotide messenger RNA. RefSeq lists its product as uncharacterized. Bases 45 to 359 code for a protein of 104 amino acids. The record is from RefSeq and is a predicted model, not a curated record. NCBI's taxonomy places the organism in Eukaryota, Metazoa, Arthropoda, Insecta, Diptera, Tephritidae. The transcript has 2 exons.